AUGUCCAAAAACAUGCCCGCGACUUCAAUCUGUCCAGCAUCCCGACCCCCUCGCCUGCCACUUUCGAAGCUCAACGAAUUUCGCAUAUAUGUGUCAGGCCUGUCUACCCCGAAAAAGAUCCAGAGCUGGAAGAAGCGAUGGUACCACGCACCUCCCGAUCUGCGCAACUACGUCCGGGAGGUCUUUCAUUACGACAAAGAGCUCUACUACCAAUCUUAUCGACCUGACCAUGAAGACAUCGAACACAUUUUGGAAGAAGGAAUGAGAGCUUUCUCCAAGCUCAUAAAAAGAAUGGCUCGGAAGGCUCGGCAGGAGCGACUUCAAUACCUGUACCUCGUGGGUCAAUCCAUGUUACAGCAAUUCAGCGCGGACCUGAUCCGCGAGAAUCCGAUUUCGACACCGAUAUUCUCAGACUUUGUGUUUGUGUCGAUCGAUUUCGAAGGUGAGCCAGAGAAUGAAGGCAUCAACGAGGUAGGCUUUGCCACUCUUGACAGCAGAGAUGUUCUCCCGUCUGUAAGGGCGGAACUCCACAUUCAAGACAAGAAUUUUGCAUUCAAGAGAUUUCAACGCAACCGGCCUUUUAUGUUUGGUCAAACGAUCAGAGCAAACAGCUGUGAGCUCUCGAAAAUAGUGUCUGACGAGCUCGGCAGCAGGUCCGACCAGGGCACUCCACGGAAGAUCCUCCUGGUAGGACACGGAAUUCCCAAUGAGAUUCAGAUCAUGGACUCACUCGAUCUGCAAAUUGAGACCCUAGUGACAGGUGUUGUUGAUACUCACCAGCUUGCGGAGACGCUUGGCAUACGUUCGGCCUCUCUGCAUAGGCUCUUGACGCUUCGAAGUGUACCUCACGCGAUGUCGUCUCUGCAUUGCGGUGGGAACGACGCUCACUACACUCUUCAGCUUCUUCUCUCCUUAUUGUGCGAUGCUCACACAGGUUCAUCGAACUUGGAGGUCCCGUUCGGUGUGGCGCGAUUGCGAGAGCUUUCGACAYGAGCCGGACCACCACGAGCCCGAGACAAGCAUCCCAGCUGUGGUGAUAACAGCGAGACGGAUAUCGGCGAAGUCGCCUUCCUGGCUCACGACAGAGAUGAGGAUGGUGUCGAAUGA
This is a messenger RNA of Ramularia collo-cygni, 1107 nucleotides long. RefSeq lists its product as uncharacterized. The coding region runs from base 1 to 1107 and encodes 368 amino acids. The record is from RefSeq and is a predicted model, not a curated record. The transcript has a single exon. NCBI's taxonomy places the organism in Eukaryota, Fungi, Ascomycota, Dothideomycetes, Mycosphaerellales, Mycosphaerellaceae. Gene Ontology annotation, cellular component: nucleus.